Molecule: messenger RNA, 6567 nt
Organism: Ruditapes philippinarum (Manila clam)
Lineage: Eukaryota; Metazoa; Mollusca; Bivalvia; Venerida; Veneridae
Product: sal-like protein 1
Exons: 8
Coding region: 348-4670 (1440 amino acids)
Biological process (GO): regulation of transcription by RNA polymerase II
Cellular component (GO): nucleus
Molecular function (GO): RNA polymerase II cis-regulatory region sequence-specific DNA binding; DNA-binding transcription factor activity, RNA polymerase II-specific
Source: RefSeq, a predicted model, not a curated record
GCGAAAAUUUAUAUUAGUGAUGAAGUUUUUGAGUUUAAGUUUUAUUACCGACGGAUUUUUAUAGUUUGAAGUGUUUUAGAAAUAAAGGGACGUUACAGUAUUUAUCGUUCAAGUGUAGGCAUUUCGUUUUAUCGGACUAAGGAAAGAGGCGGAUUUUGCAUAAGAGAAGGGUGCACCGAUCUUUUAAGUAAUAGAUAUAUAUAUUGCUAUGUAUGUUAAUUUCUAAAAGUAGAAAAAAGGAUAUGUUUUAAAUAAAAGCAGUUCCUGUAUUCCCAGAAGAAACUGUUGAAAGCACAGAAAAUCUUGAUACACCAGAUGAUAUAGUGGAGAAUGGUGAAGAUAUACACAUGAACAGACACAGCCCUCAAGGUGAUGUCACUGAUGAUAAGAAUCUCCUUAUGAACAACACUCAUCUUUGUACAAACUGCAAGGCAGAAUUCUUGGAUAUAAAUGAACUUUUGAAACAUAAGAAAGAGUGCUUGAACUCAGCUAUGUUGUUAUUUAAAGAGAAUAGUGAAAAAACUGAGAACCAGUCUGAUCUGUGUAAUAUGAAUGGUUUUACAAAUCAAGCAUCUGAUGACACUGAUGUAGUGGAUGGUGAGAAUGGUUCACAAGGAGCUGAUGUAAAUCCUGAUGAAAAUAUUGAAGGUUACCAGACUGGUAAUGAUGAAGUUGAUGCAGGUGGUGAUGAGGAAGAUUUUGAUAACCAGUCAAAUUAUGAUGAUAUAGAAGAUGAUUACAAUAAAUCCAUUGAUGAUAUUGAAGAUGAUGAGAAUGACUUUGAUGACAUGAAUGAAAAAGAACUAGGAGAGAAAGCAAAGACUAGUAUAACACCAGCUCAGUUGUCUGCAUACAUGCAGCAAUUACAAAGUUUAAUACCUGGCAUGAAUCCCAAUUCUAGCUCUAAUGUCAUGUUAGAACCAAUGGAAGCGACAAAGGCAGCGGUUGCACAGUUUGCUGAAAACAAUCCAGAGGAGGAGAAAGAUGUUGGCAAGCUUCAUGCAGCCCUAUUCAACUUACAGCAGCAACAGAUAAUGCAAUUACAGUUGAUACACCAGUUACAGCAACAGUUGGUGGCAGGUGGAGUGCAGAAUGGUCAACAACUUCACACAGCUCUAAUGAACCAACUUCCUCUUGCAGCUGCUGGUUUCCCAGGAUUCAACUUACAAGGUGGCCUUGGAAGUCUACCUAAGCAAGAACCGUCAUCUAAAGCUUCCUCUCAACGUGAAACUCCAUCACCUAAAUCAGAAGUUGCUUCAAGCAGUGAAAAGGCGAAAGACGAGUUGUCAAGAACAACUUCUCCUACUCGACAACAGUCACCAGAACUUUCUUCGAAAACAGUGUCAGUAUCCACAACUGGGGGAACCACAUCAGAACCACCAGUGUCAAGUUUUACAUCACCAACAUCACUGUUGAUGUCAGCAGCAAGCAAGGCAGGGCAGGUAUCCUCAGCAAAUAGUUCUUCAAGUUCAUCCGCUAUCCUUGACUACAGUGGGUCAGGCUCUAAAGAGAGCAGCGAAGGAAGGUCUUACCUUGGCGGCGAUGACCCUUUCUUCAAGCACAAGUGCCGACUGUGUGGUAAAGUGUUUGGAAGUGACAGUGCUCUACAGAUACAUGUUCGUUCCCAUACAGAUGAGCCAAUACACGAUGCGUUUUUUGUGGACGGUGUCCCCUUGGGUUUGGGUGCGGCGCUGUCCACUUCCGAUUUUUGGACAUGGGAAAAGCCAUUCCAAUGCAACAUUUGUGGGGGAAGAUUUUCAACGCGUGGAAAUCUUAAAGUACAUUUCCAACGACAUAAGGCAGAAUUCCCUAAUGUUGAAAUGAACCCAAAUCCAGUUCCAGAGCAUAUGGAUAAAAAUCCAAUGCCUCUAUUGGGGUCACCAUUUCCAGCAGCAGCACUUACACCAUUUGCAAAUCCUGCGUUCAUGAUGCCAGGUCUAAUGAACGGCUUUAUGUUUCCACCGCCACAUCUUGCCCCUAGACAACCAAUGGCAGCUCAUCAUGGUAUGAUUCCAAAACCAAACUUCGAUGAAAGAAGACCCUCGAGCCCAAAACGAGAAUCAAAAUUGUCUGAUAUUAAAAAGGAAGUGAGUCCCGAUCGACCUCGGUCAGACAUACCUCCGAGAAGAACACCCGAGGAAAAAGACAAAAUCAAGUUGCCAAUAUCAUCUGCGAUGUCAUCAGGGCAUUUGAGUAGGCCGAGUCCAGUGAUGCCAAUGUCUAGUAUACCACUGGUGAGCACGUAUCCAGUGAUGUCUCCACUUCCAUCUCAACCACCAUUUCCUCAACAUCAUAGACCUCCAAUAAUGACCUCAACAUCAAUGUCAAACAAUGAUCCUUUCCGAAACACAAUCUUGCCGUCAAACAUCCUUGACAAUGACGAUAAUCUCGAACAGUUUAUGGAGAUUGACAAGUCAGAGACCAGCAAACUUCAGCAGCUUGUUGAUAAUAUAGAGCAUAAACUGACUGAUCCAAAUCAGUGCGUCAUCUGUCACCGAGUUCUCAGCUGCAAGAGUGCUCUUCAGAUGCAUUACAGAAUUCACACAGGCGAACGGCCAUUUAAAUGUAAGAUCUGUGGCCGAUCGUUCACAACUAAAGGUAACUUGAAGACUCACAUGGGAGUCCAUCGUGCAAAACCUCCUCUACGAAUGAUGCACCAAUGUCCGGUCUGCCAUAAACAGUUCACCAAUCUCCUCGUCCUCCAGCAACAUAUCCGCAGCCACACCGGAAUGUCGGGACUUCCUACUCUACCGGGACUAAGCCAUCUCGGCAUGUAUGCAUCUGCCCGACCCCACAUGGAUGAACAUAUCAGCCAUUCUAGUAUGCUUAUGAAGCGGCACUAUCCCGAAGAGUUUGAGAAAGAGUUAGACUUGAGCAAGAAGCCAAGGAUCGAUAAUGAGGUCGAAAAACUUACAAACAAUGGAAGGUCAGAACCAGCAGACGACAUUGAGGAUGGUAAUGAUGAUCUAAGUGAUAGUGAGGAACAGAAUGAAAUGGAUGAUGAGGCAAAUAAAAUUGCUGCAGACGAGGCCAAGAAAGAGGGACUGAACCAGGAAAGCAGUGAUGGUAGAUCUACUCCAGAUAAUUCCAGAGAUGGGGUAGAUAAAAAUGAUGAAACUGAAGUAACCUCUCACCAGAACAGUUCUUUGACUUUUCCAUCAUCUCAUCCAAGAUCUUCCAGCCCAAAAUAUCUUCAAGAAGACUCGAACCCUUCACAAGAAGGCAAUUUUAAUGCUUAUUCUACAUCUCUAGCCGCUCUUGAGGAACGUGUGCGACAAAUUGAUACGACUAUGGCAAGAAACCCACUAUCUCAGUUUCACGCCGCUCCAUUUCUUCUCGCACCGUCGUAUUCUAACGGAGAUGGUGCCGUAUCACCUCGAUCAGAAUCCGGUUCAGACGAGGGCCGAAAAGCUUCCACUCCAGGAAGCGUCGGCGAUGGAAGUCUCGGCUGUAACUAUCUUCUUGGUGCCAUGGACGGAAGACCUAUUGAUGGUAGUAGUAAAUCAACAACAUGCAAUGUUUGUUAUAAAGUAUUUGCAUGCAGGAGUGCAUUAGACAUUCAUUAUCGCAGUCAUACACGUGAAAGACCAUAUAAAUGUGACCUUUGUGAUAGGUCAUUUACAACACGUGGUAACAUGAAACAACAUCUGUUAACACAUAAGCUUAAUGAUGGGUCGGAAAAUGGUGACUAUGAAAGCAAUAACAAUAACUCAUGUACUCCAAAUCAGAAUGACAAUGAAAGUGAGGAUAGUGAUGAUUCUACAGAAUCUCGUGAAAUUCAUCGUAGAGAACAGUCACAGUCAGAAUCUCAGGUCAUUAUGAAAAAAGAUAAUUUUACACCACCUGAAAAAUCCUCCUCAUCAGUGACUCCUCAGUCAUCAUCUUCCUCAACGAGUAGAAGUUCAGGUGUAUACCCAAGUUCAGACAACACGUCUCCAUUUAUAAGUAAAAAUCCAACAGUUAAGCAUCAAUGUCUUGUAUGUCAGAAAGGUUUCUCCAGUGCAAGUGCACUUCAAAUCCACAUUAGGACUCAUACGGGUGACAAACCAUUCAAAUGUAACGUGUGUGGCAAGGCCUUCACAACAAAGGGUAAUCUUAAGGUACACAUGGGAACACAUAUGUGGAAUAACAGCCCUAGUCGGCGUGGGAGACGCAUGUCUAUUGAACCACCAUUCAUGCUUGCCCAUAAAGAAAAUCCCUAUUUGCCUCAUGGUUUCCCACCAAGGCCUGAUUUUUAUCCAUUUCAGUUUCCUCCAUUUAUGAAUGGACUGCCAACGCCCCCAAAGUCACUGUCAGAUGUGUCCCUCUUGCCUGGAAUGACAAGAAUUAAACAAGACAUGUCUUCUCCGCCAAAUGAUGAGAGACGUAAAUCUGAAAGCAGCCCAUCCCAAGAAGAGAAGCCGAAAUAUGCAGAAUCUGGAGAACUUGAUCUCAGUAUGAAAUCCACAGGGUCGUCCGGUUCAAGGUCAUCAGAAAAAACCUCGCCAUCCAGUAUUGACUCUAACGGUUCAUCUGGAAUGGUGUCACCACCUCACAUGUCUCUCGGGUGGGGAUGGAAAGCAUCUUGCCACUUGUGUAGUCGUUCAUUCCCAACACCAGCAGCUCUUGAACAUCAUGUACGAAGCAUGCACAUGGCGGGUUCCUCGUUACCAAAAGUCGAGGCGUCAUGAUAUUUCUUUUAAACUAGUCUAAAUUCAGACAUUGGCAAAAAAUAUCAUUCCUAUAGUAUCUUAUUUGACUAACUUAGUCAUUACCUUAUCACAAUUACGUCUCCUAGCACAGGAAAGGAAUCAGAUUAAUAGAAAAUACAUUCAUUGUUGUAACUAGUGAAAAAAAAAAACACAUUUAAAACAGUAAAAAAAGUAUAUUUAUAUAUUGAAACAUUGUUGUGACUGGCCACUAAGUAUUAAAACAAUUCACUAGUCUCACUUCUUAUAGUAUUAACUGGUACAUGUUGUAACAUACAACAUUUUUCACACUAGAUCCGUGUUCUGAGAUGGAAAACAAAACACAAAAUAUUUGUUUCCUUUAGAGCAUUCUGUGGAAAAACUUGGUUUUGAAUUUUACCAAGGUCUCUAAUGUGACCUUAGUACUAAUGUGGAAUUGAAGUACACUGGUUUUGGAGAAAAAUGUUGAAAUGAAUAAUUUCUAAACUUACGUUUUUUAUCAUGUAAAUCUUGCAUUGAAUGUAUAUAUUGCAUUUGAUUAUUGUUGAAAAUUGAUUUUUUUUUUUAUUGUUAUAUAGAUUUGAGGCCAUUGCAAAAAAAUGUUUGGUUGUCGGACAUUGUGAUUUAACUAAUGUGCUAAUUUUUUUGCUGAACAAAAUAAGACUUGGGCAUCUCUGUAAAAACUGAGUAUUGUUAUCCAAAAAUCUUGGAUAAAACAUUAUCAAUGUCUGUGAACCAAACAUUGUUUUGUAUUGGCCUGCAUUUUAUACUAUUUUAGUACUUUUUAGGUAAAUGAAAAUUAUAAUUGUUGCUGAUUACUGUGUCAAUAACUUUGUUAAAAUAUCACAAAUGCUGUCAAAACGCAAGAAGCAUUUAUUUAGACAUAGUUUGCCUGACAUUUAGGUCUUUUUUUUUAGAUUUUUACAUGUUAAUGUUGCAAAUGUUCAAUGGUUGUGGAUUCAAUGUUUUUGAAGAUAAAAAAGAAAAAUACACUUGUAUUUCAUUUCUUUACAUUUUGCUUUACAAAGAUUUUUUUUGUACAUAGCAGUUGUUAAGAUUUAGUUGAUUCCAAAAUGUUAGAAGUUUGUAUCUUUAAGAAUGCAGAUUUUCUUUGUUCUUGAAUUAUAGUACCUAAGUUUAUAAAUUACAUGUACAUGUAAUGGGAACCAUUCAUUUUUGAAGGCAUGAAAUAGUAUUGUUGUGAAUGACAUGUUAACUUUAUGAAAGAGUUUUGCUGUUAAUGGUUUUAAUUAUUUUUUAUUAAAAGUUCACUUUUGUUCAUAUCAUUGUGUUCAAACUGUUAAGUUACAGCAUGUGCAUUACAUUACAUAACAUUGUUUCUAUAGUUACGCAAAUUGACAUUUUAUUUUUAGAGGUGCUUAUUGUUUUAUUGUUGGUUAUUUUUCUUCCAGCUUAAUUCUAAAGACAAAAUUAAUAAAAGUUAUAAAUAUCUAGUCAAAGAACAUAAGCAAUAUAUAAAAAAUUGUUUUACCACAAAAUGGUCAUUGGUUGUAUUUUACAAUUUUCCAUGCAAGAAAAUCUUAAAAUUUCUGUAAUUAUUUUAAUAUCAACUUUUAAAUGUAUUCAAACUGUGAGCAAAAAAGUUAUUAAAUGCAUAUUCCAUAUAAGGUGUUAUCUUUCCAUAUAUCUGUUGUUUAUAUUUAACUUAAACCCAGGAGUUUAAGACAUCUUUUAAAAAGCAGUAUUUUAAAAUGACCUGUAACACAUUCUGUUUUAGGUAUUGUUACUUUCACUUUGUUUCUGUGCAUAUUGUAUUCAAAGGCACUGUUUAUGAAAAAAUGAAAGAAAGCAGCUAAGCUAGACGUUAAUAUAGGUUCAUAAAAUAUGUAACACAUGAAAAUGGUAUAUUCCAAACAAGGCUGAAUGCAUAUUAGACACU